CGUUUUAUUUUUAUUUUUGCGUCAUAUUUAUUAAAUGAACACAAUAUAGAUUUGAUUAGAUUUGGUUGUCAUAUAUAUCAGAAUUAAUUGUCUUUAUGUAAAUAAGCAAAUAAGCUAUUUCGAUUUCGGCCAGAAACAAAGGACAACACGAGAAACUAUAUUUGGUAAAAAUUCCUAUGUUGCUAACUUUAAAAAGGUAAUUAAGACCUCAAAGAAGUCAUCGUCUUAAACUAGCUUUUUUUUAUUGUAUGUGUCUAUGCCAAAUUAAGGAGAAUAUAGCUAGCUAUCUAGUGCAUAACAAUUUCCAGUUUAUUUUAUCAGAAACCUUGAUUUGAUAGCAAGUAAUAUGACGAGCCAAAUUGAUGUGUUGUGAGUCCGUAGUGAAAAAAAUAACAAGUUAACGAACGUUGAAGGGAAAAGAUAUAAUAAAAAUAGAGGUGAUUUUUUUAAUUUUAUAUUAUAUAAGAUUUUUAGUAAACUGUUAUAAUUGUAUUGAGGACAGGGAAAUCGUUUCUUUAACAGUUAUCGACAAAUGAAUAUUUUUUCUUGACGUGACGCUUGAUUACGUUGUGCGAGAUUUAAAAUUAUUCUUUAUUUUGUAACAGUGCAUACCGUAUGUUUCAUAGAUUAUCUCUAAUAGUGCCGUAACCACAAUUUGCAUAUAUGAAUUUUGCUUUAUAUAGUGGCUACCUGAGCCGGCCCCAAUGGUGGCCGCCGAGUGGGAAAUUUUCAAGUUUUACAUCUCUAGAUUGGCGGAAAAUGCCCUUUCAGAUGUCAACGAUCUCAUGGUUAAAUGUUAAAAUCACGAUGGAUGUUUCGAUCUUGUAGUAAUUUGAAAAAGCUGCAUUGUUUAAUUGGCAUCAAAAUAUAGAUAAAAAUUUCCAUCAGAAACCAAAAGGUAGAAGGAGAUUUAUAUACACGACUACAAUAAUAUAAAAAAUGAUAAGAACACUAGAAAUUUUUGGGGUGCUGCUGACUUUAGAAAACUUACAUCGCAUUUGGACUUUUUAUUUUAAAAAUUCCAAAUGCGAUGUGCUGUGUGCCCCCUCAAAACACAUUCAGUGAUUUUUAUAAUAAUAAUCUAUGGUAAGGAUCCGAAUAUUCCUGAACAAUUUUCUCUCUUUUUAAUAAUUUUGUUUACUACUUCAUAUUAUCAGUGUAUGAUUUGCGAGUAUGUAACACCAUUAGAUUAUUCAUCUGUGUAUCAGUUAAGGUAGCUCGGCGGUAAGUUUUAAUGCGGUUCAAAGCUAAAAAACAUUGUUCGCUAACAGCAUUUGUAGCAGGCAUAACUAACAUCAGUUUUCCCACUUUUAUAACUAAAACAAAAGUAGUUUUCUUGGGUUAUCUAACUUUUGGAGAAAUGACACUAAAUCUGUCUCUCUUUCUCUCUUUUUCUCUCUCUCUCUCUCUGUUUUUCUUUUUUUUUAUCAGGAAAAUUAUUAUCGUAAAGUUACUAAAUAUGGCAACAGAAAACUAAUGUAAUAAUUUAAUUUACAUUUAAAUACACUAUGAAUCAUUCGAUAAAUUAUUCCUAAUCCGUUGGGUUUGUGACGUGUCGAAGCAUCGUUCAUUCUUACUCAAUUUGCAGCGUGAUAAUUCUGUACAAGUUGCUAAAUUUGGAGCCUUAGCGAAGAUCAAAGAAUACCGACAUCCGAUAGUACAUCCGGCUCGAAAUUUAGCAACUUGUACAGAAUUACCACGCUGUCUAGUUUCACUUUUGAAGUGAAACUACACAGUACAGUAUUGUGGAGAUUAUACAGUACAAUAUUGUGGAGAUUAUAGGUUGGAAGACUUAAAAUAAGCGGCAAAAGUAAACAAUAGGAAGUAAUAAAUAGUAAAAAAUUUUGGAAAAUUUUCCAAAAGCUAGCUUGGUUUAGAAAUAUAAUUCCCACGCAAUAAAAAUAUGGUAUUUGAAGAUCAUGCUAUUUUUACAUUCUUUAGGAGGAAAAAAAACAAGUGUUGGCCUGCUUCAGUAUUUUCAGUGACAGAAAAAUUUUUCGAAUUAAUAUAAGAGACUUUGCUAGCUAUGACUAACUGUGCAACUUUUGACUGUAUUAACUACCUUGAGGCUGGUGUAAGCCGUUUAGUUUAUUCUACUUUCGACAACAUCUCUCUUAAUACUUACUUGAAAAGUAUCUACUUGAAGAGUAACGUAAUGCAUUUAAGCUGAAUAAAUGGAAGAUUGAGGGAAUUAAAGUUUCUAAUUAACAUGCAAAAAGAUUGGAUCUUUUGGGAACAGAGUGAGUACAUUUUCUUAUGUCUUUACCCGAUUGUUUACAUUUCAUGCGUCUGAAAGCUGGAAUAUUUGAUGUCACUACGCACAUCGCUUUGUUUGCCCAAAAUUGGUGCAAUGACCCAGGACGAUGUCUUCAGUAUAGCCUGGAUUCGUUAUUAUUGCAUAAAUACUAAGCCCUGUUUUGAUGAUUUGUAAACCUGAUUGGUUUAUCAUCGGAUUAUUUCGCACUAACCAGUUUUUUUGUAUUAGACAAGUAAUUCACAGUACAACAUGACAACCGGUUAGUUUAGUAUCCUUCUAUUUGCAAAGUGAUUCAACAGUAAAACUUAUAAAGGAAAUAUUUGUAAUCGUUUUGUCGUUGAUGGUGACAAUUAGAACAAUGUCUAUCUAGUGAAAAACAAUGACUUCAUAUCCUGGAAAUUUGUGACAACUCAGUUUCGCUUUCUCAAACCUUAGGUAAUGUUGUUUUGUUACGCCUUAGUGGUUUCAAUUCUAAUUGAAAGGUUCGGUUUAUGAAGCUGUGAUAUAUCCAGUGAAUGUGAAGACACGCAAACGAACAUUCAGUAAAAGAUGCUGCAUUUUGGUCUAUGCCACAUCUGUCAUCGAUGAGCAAUAAUCAAAAUCAUUUUUUGCUAUUUAUUAGUUGAGUCUUGAAUUAGAGUAUCAAAAUCAACCAAUCAGAUUUAAGUAAUUACAUUGGGUAAAAGUUCUUUCUUGUACUCGCAAGGGACGAAACGAUUUGUCCGAGGUGGAGAAAAUUCUCAUGAAAUUGAAAUUUUUUAGACUUCAUGCUCAAUUGCUCAAAAGUAAUAUUAUAAUUAGAUAAAGUAAAUCUCUUUGAUUGAUAGAUUUUAUUUCCUCGUUUUAACAUAGCCGUUUUAAGGUAAAAAUAAAUCUUUUCAUCUGCCCGCUUUCGGCGCUAAAUAUGGUAGUACAUAUCAAAACAUCUACAGCCGAUUCAAUUUCUGAUUUUAAAAGCUUUUCCACAACAGGAUCAGAAGUUUCUUGCAUUUAAAACCUCGUAAUCGCUCACUUCCUAUUCUAUCAUUUUCCUGCGUAUUCCUGAACUCUUCAUCAAUAUCAGCUUCAAAAUCUCGGGUGCAGUUACAAUAACGUCAUCAUCUAGACUCACUUAUGUAGUGUUGACAUCAUCUGGUAUUAUUGAAGAAUCAGCUUUGAUCCAAGGGAUUUUUAAAUAGUUUAUAUGAAUUAGCGAUAGCAGCUUGGUUAGAACAAGAGUUAUUUCGACCUUUAUAAAACAGUUAGCGAUGGUUACGAAUUUUUUUGGCUACGACUUGCCAAGAAUUAAUCAGUAUCUUUAUGGCUUUUUAAUUUGAAAUCUUUGGACAAAGCUCUCUUUCUCUCUAAGGCUGCCUGUGACACGUUGGUUCAUUUGCUGGAGUAUUGACGUUGCAUUGGUGGUAAAAACCAAAUUUAAAAGUUGAUUAAAUUUGCCAUCGAUUAGCGCAAUUUAGCGGUCAUCUUGACAAUCGUACAAGACAAGGCCUACUGUUUUCCUUGUUGGUAUCCAUAUUUUAAAUUUCAAAUGAUUUGGGUGCAUUUAAGCUAUCAUUUUUCAUUCCCUAUUUUUUUAGUGCUAUUUACUGUGUAGAUAAACCCUGAGACACAAAAUGUUUGAGAAAGAAAAAGAAAAAGUCGCUAAAGUCCAGGAGAUAGUCGAGUCAGAGAGAGUCCAUUGUAGAUUUUUUAUGGAUUGAUAAUCUUUUCUUUUUCUAAAAUUUCGCUUUCUGUGGCGUUUGUCUCGAACUAUUGUACUAUUUCUAAAUAUCCGCUUUCUAAAGUGCGAACCAUAUUUCUGGAAGUUAAUAGGAAAUCUUAUUGAUACGAGUAUUUCUGUCUAUUUCCGGCUUCUUUCUUUCGCAUUUCUUGCUGUACGACCGGAUUUUCGGACUAUGGCCUCUUUAUUGUCCCAGUCAAUAAUACGAUUAUUCUACCAGCUAUGGUCCGCAAUCUUAUUUAUGUCUGUUUCAGCGUUGUAGACGGCUCUUUUGUGCUGGUGUACAAGUUGAUUGUACAACCUUUCGUUUCACCGACAUAAACAGUAUCACAAUCCUUGCAUAGAUUUCGGUCUUUCGCUCAAAGCACUGGCGCAGCAAGAGUAUUUAAUAAAAAAACCCAGGUUUUGACCACAUUUCCCCAUACAUUUUAGGCUUGACUUAUCGAGUAAUUCUAACGAGUAACUAGCUGUUCCAGUUACUGGAAUUUUGAGAUAUCAUGAUUUUACUGUACUUCAAAUGUAUAUUUAGGUUGUACGAUCGUUGUUUGGCAAAGAAAAUAUGAGUCACUUUUUCAAAUUGCCACAUCCAAAGGAGUUAUUUGGGUAUAAAGGCUGUGCUUUUGUUAUCGCUUCGAUUCAACUCGUGUUGAUAUGUUGUUACGUGAGAUAUUUUUCCGACGGGAGGCAGCAUAUGACGUCAUUAAGAACGCCCUUAAUGUUUUUUAUCAACUAUAAAGAGGUGAUACUGAAGCAGAACUCUUCGACAAGUUUGACAGAAAUUCCUUAUAUAAGAAACAAUUCUUAUUUAGCAAAUUUCCAAAUCAAACCAAAAGGAAAUAAAAAGAACGUGAAUGUAUUACUUAUUGUAUCAACUGGACCAAGAAGAUACGAUAGAAGAGCCACAAUACGUAAAACAUGGUGGCAGCAAUGCAAAUCUACAGGAAAGGUGGUACCGGAAUGUAUAUUUAUGACAGAUAAACUUGCUGAAAAUCAAGAAUUCUAUAAUAUUAUCAAAAACGAAUCUCGUACAUACCAUGACAUGCAUUUUCAAAACUUGUCUGGUGGUGUAGAGUUUGGUAAAAGGUUUUUGUAUCAUAUGGUGUACGCAGUAACGAAUUAUAAUUUCGAUUAUUUUUUAAGAAUGGACGACGAUUACUUUUUCUGCAUGGAAAAGUUUCUUCACGAAAUUCCAGUCCCAAUGGAAAAAUAUUUUCACUGGGGGUGGGUACAUAAUGUUCCUAAUAUAACACGUCCAGAAGAAAGCAUGAUUUUAUUUUCAAGGGAUGUUAUAGAAUUAUUUUUAUCACAAGACCCUAACAAAAUGUUAUGUCAUCCAUUGGCAGAUCAGAUGGUAGCUGCAUGGUCAAACCAUAUAAACAUGAUGUAUUUAUUUAGGCAUGAUUCCAGAUUACAUCAUCAUCCCCCGGUGCGUGAUUUACCACAUAUUAAGAAUAGUAGGAAUAUUUGCGGUAGAUUCAUUGGUGUUCAUGGUGCUUAUCCCAAUGAAAUGAAAACGUUGUGGAAUAACAGAGGCAAACAGAGUAUUUAUACGACCUUGAAAUACAAUUCUCAUAUUGUGACAAUCCAAAGACCAUUCAGAUGGCAACUGUUCGAUCAUACGUGGCAGUAUGAACCAAAACCAUGUGUUUCAAACCCUUCUUGGAAUACUUCAAAGCUGUUUGUAACGAAAGGCUUCUAUUCAGGUCGGCAAAGUGAGGACAAAGAACAUCAUUGAAAAAUGUUACACACAAAUGGACGUUAGAAUUAUUAAAAGCCAAGUGAUCAUAUUCUUCUUCUUCAUAGAUAACAACUGCAAAAGUAAAAUAUUCAAUCUGAAAUAUAAACAUAAAAAGCAAAAGUUAAAAGCGUUAUAAAAAAAUGCGGGUAAAAUUUUGGUCAAGAGAAAAUGUUGUUC
Molecule: messenger RNA, 5889 nt
Organism: Hydractinia symbiolongicarpus
Lineage: Eukaryota; Metazoa; Cnidaria; Hydrozoa; Anthoathecata; Hydractiniidae
Exons: 3
Coding region: 4534-5709 (391 amino acids)
Biological process (GO): glycosaminoglycan biosynthetic process
Cellular component (GO): membrane
Molecular function (GO): UDP-galactosyltransferase activity
Source: RefSeq, a predicted model, not a curated record